AUGGUUCUACUAGUCCUUUGCGAUAAAUCCUUCGUUGUAGGAUUACGUGAACGUAAAGCAGCCAAUCCCGCAGGGGUUAGGAUUGAUUGUCGUAAAGGGAAAAAGGAUAAUCAGCUGAAAAGCGCAAAUCAAGGAAUGAUCGAGAUGGCGGAAUCAGCCGUCGCUGCAACUGUGAGCAGUGUGCGAAAAAACCAUCAGAAGUUGAUGGAGCAAGCAGUCCGACAAGAACAGCUGUCGCAGGCUUUGGCUGGAAAUGAAAGUCUGGUAAGUCGAAAUGAACAUGAAAAAAAAUCGAUCUUCGGGUCACUAUUAGCUGAAAACAUUUUAGCAAUUGAAGAAGAUGAAGCUGUUUGUGCAGUGGACUUCUCCAACUUAAUGAAGUUUUACUCAGGAGAAGGUGAAGAGACCUUCGCCGAAUUUAUCCAAAAGUUUGAAGAUUUUGCAGCUCAGCAGUCUACAGUGUGGGAUGACAAGACAAAAUUGGCCAAGCUGAAGCUUCUGCUGACAGGUGAGGCAAGGGAGAGGUUCGAAACCGCGUGUCAAGGUUCGGCAGACGCUCUGACGUACGCCGAUGCGAAGAAAAAUCUGCUUCAAAGCUACAAACUGGACAGCGAGCACUCAGAAGUUCUGAGUGAACUACACUCAAUCAGACAGGGGGAUGGCGAAUCGGUGGACGAUUUCUAUGUGCGAGUCAAAAAGAUGGUGAGUCGACUAAUGCCGGAUAGUACUCCUGAAGCCUUGAAAAGUCGGUGUAAGGAAGAAUUUGUCUUUAGAUCACGCGAUGAAAUUUCCAAGCCGGUGCAGCGGGUAGAUGUUCCCACCUUGGAAGCAGCUAGGCAGAGGGUUCGAACAAUUGAGAGCUCCCUGAGGCGAUCCGAGCUACAGAGGACAGAGGAUGCUCUGAGGAAGCUGGGACUCGGUGUUAAUGCGGCCAUGGCCGUCCCAGGCGCUGCUCCACCUGUGGGGUAUGUCAUGCCCAAGCCGGCCCAAAAAGGCCUGAGUGGACGAUACAGGGGAUCAGCGGUCCUUGUCUCGAACUCAGCGCAGCAAGAGCCCGCGGUACCCAGGGCGAACCCUGGCCCGGCGCCUGGGGGCCGCGUUGGUCUUCAACUUUGUAACCGAGUAUAG
Bursaphelenchus xylophilus (pine wood nematode) is the source of this 1128-nucleotide messenger RNA. The record is from the annotation of a GenBank genome assembly. NCBI's taxonomy places the organism in Eukaryota, Metazoa, Nematoda, Chromadorea, Rhabditida, Aphelenchoididae.